AUGAACCAAAUAAACCAGCAAACACUGAAUAAUGAGAUCCAAACGUAUCCAGAACACGAUAACUCCCUGAAAACGAGCUGGAUCUGGUGUAUUAUCAACACCUUCGCACAUGUCCACUCUUGCAAGGUAUUUGUGGAUGAUAUCGCUCUUCGCAAUAUCUUAGUGCUGGAUGGACAGCUUAAGCUUUCUGACUUUGGACAAUCUAUUUUAUUACCACUUGAUAUUGAUUUGAAUUCGGAAAAUGAAAACGACUUAACUGUCCAGAUUGAGAUACUUCACCUUGGUUGGGUUCUCUACUCUAUCGCAUCCUGGCGCGUCCAUAAAUACUAUUUUUUCAACCCCGAAAACGCUGACUUGUGUUGGCCCGAACCAGACUCAUUCCCAAAUGCAGAUCAUGUUCUCUUUGUGGCAAUAAUCAAGAAGUGCUGGCGGGGCGAAUAUACGAGUAUGGAUGAUGUGAGAGAUGAGGCUCACCAAUUGCUCACUAGCGACAAAGAUCAUCCGGUGCGCGAUCUUGGUAACGAAUCUUGA
Molecule: messenger RNA, 531 nt
Organism: Aspergillus eucalypticola CBS 122712
Lineage: Eukaryota; Fungi; Ascomycota; Eurotiomycetes; Eurotiales; Aspergillaceae
Exons: 2
Coding region: 1-531 (176 amino acids)
Source: RefSeq, a predicted model, not a curated record